This is a messenger RNA of Labeo rohita (rohu), 2910 nucleotides long. Its product is annotated as plexin-C1-like. Lineage: Eukaryota; Metazoa; Chordata; Actinopteri; Cypriniformes; Cyprinidae. Gene Ontology annotation, biological process: regulation of GTPase activity; negative regulation of cell adhesion; semaphorin-plexin signaling pathway involved in axon guidance. The coding region runs from base 116 to 2377 and encodes 753 amino acids. Gene Ontology annotation, molecular function: protein binding; semaphorin receptor activity. The transcript has 12 exons. The record is from RefSeq and is a predicted model, not a curated record. Gene Ontology annotation, cellular component: semaphorin receptor complex.
CCCUCAUCACACCAUGUUGUUUUCACUUCCAUCCACUUCACAAGUGGAUGAGUCUGAGCGCAGUUGAUCGCUGUGACAAGAUCUUGAGACUUCAGCUGCUCAUCAGAUAUGCAAGAUGAGAAGAUACUUACUUGGAAUAUUUGUACUUUUGAAAUAUUGCAUUUGUGGUGAUGUGGUCAGCUUUGAUUCAGACAUUAAGGACUUUAUAGUUGGUAACAGUAAGUUGUUCAUUCUUACUGACCAUCAACUUCAUCAGAUGAGACACGAUCUGAAGGAAGAGAAAAGAAAAGACAUCACUAAAGUCAACAUUCUGGUGACUUUUGACACCAACGGCACUCUGAUAACAUGUGGGACUUUUAAAGAUGGAUAUUGUGAAGUUCUUGAUAUAAAUGACAUUACAAACAGUAUUUACUAUGAAAGUAAUAUAUUGCUAGGACCGCGACAGGAUGAGAAAUCUGUUGCCUUCAUAGCCGAUAGAUACCUUUUGGUUGGGAAAAAGGAUGAUGAUGCAAAAGCUCAAGAUACUGUAUAUUCUGUUGUUACCUUGUGGAACACUUUACAGUCUCAACCAGGUGACAUUUUCUCAAAAAUAGCAGAAGGAUUAUAUGCCAUCAUUGAGAGCACUGUGAGAGAUGUGGAGUUUGUUAAUGGAUUCCAGAGAGUUUCGCCCUCAGAAUCCUACUUAUUUCUCAACGCAAAGACUGACUACAAGAGGAAAGUGCUCGUACUAAGGAUGAACAGUUCUAAAGAAAAAAAGAGAGAUAUCAUCAAAUCUCUACAGGCUGCAACAAUACGAUGCUGCAGUGAUAAAGUUCAUCCAGUGCUCGUCGCCUCCACUGUUAUUCCCUCAGCGAAUGGCAUUAUUUGGGCAGGUGUGUUCAGUGCACAGAAGGAUUCAGAGAACAGCGCACUGGCUCUGUACAACAUCAGUAACGUUCAAGGCCGAGUGAAGGGUUUCUGCCCUAUUGGUGACAGGCCAUGUGGUUUUGAGAGUGGUAGUGAACUUCAGCCACUCUCUGUGGUCUUCAAGUACAGCUCAAUAUCAGCAGUGGCAGCAAUGAGAAGUGAAUCCUGGAUUGUGCUGUUCAUAGGAACCAGUGAUGGCCAACUCAUAAAGCUUGUUUUGGAUGAGAAAUUCACACCAGGUUGUCCAACAGUGCUAUAUAAAUCCGAUGAUGAGCAAGCAGUGUUUCCCAAAAUGCACUUUGAUCCAGUAGAUUUCAAACAUAUCUACAUCGCUCUGAAGAAUCAGUUAAGAAGAGUGUCUGUGGUUUCAUGUGCUAAAUACAACACUCUGAAAGACUGUAGAGCUGCUCUGGAUCCUCUCUGUGGCUGGUGUGUGAACAAACACAGAUGUUCUACUCAAAAUGAAUGUUCAAAUACUUCAUGGGUGUCCAUCCCAAAAAACUCUCUUCAGACACAGCUGCUUUCUUUUCAUAUGGCAGAGAAUUCUUCUAGUGAGAUUACUCUACAUCUUGCCUUGAGCCUAGAGAGCACAGGAAAUCCUGUCUUCUCAUGUGCCUUCACUAAAGAUGGUGUAAACUUGUGUGAUGGGUCUGAGCCCCCUGCAGCUUUCCCAAACUGCUCCUGUAGUUUUUCUGACCAGCCACUACAUACUGAAGGUUUAAGAGUCUCUGCUACUGUUACUAUUGAAGAUCAGAAGAUCACAGAGACGCUGACACUGACAAACUGCUUCAGUAUCACAGAUAAUUUACCAAAUUCUUCUUAUACACAGUGUGUGCAGUGUUUCUCAGCUGGAUGUCACUGGUUCUCUUCCUCUGAAUGUUUUGAUUGGACACAUGGAAGUAGGCCACAGUUACACAUACAGGAGGCAUGUAAAUAUCUGCUCUCUAAGAUGAAGCCAGAGAUUCUCUCUCUGGAGCCAAAAAAGGUUUCUUUCCAUGGCAGAAACAACAUUUUACUAAGAGGAAGAAACCUGGAAUCUGUCACUAAAAUCCGUAUUCAAGGGAAUCUGGACUGUAUUUCUAAAGAAUUUCCAGUGUUUGAUCGUUCCAGUGACACUUUAAGAUUCCACAUUCCUCCCAGUGCAACUAAAGGAACAGUGAAGGUUUCUGUUGUUACUCCUGACGACCGUUGUCAUGGUAACAGCAUCAUCACUUACAGUUCUCAGCCCAGCUGCACUGGAAUACAGCCCAACGUCACCUGGAGCAGUGGUGGAAGGAAGAUUCAUGUUCAGGGCAGCAAUAUGGAAUUAGUGGAGUCAGUUACUGUCCUUCCCUCUAAUAAAGUACUGAAAACGCAAUACGACACAAGCUCGGGGGUAAGAUGUACUCAUUAUUCUGCAGUAUCUGACACAGAUGUCAGUGUAACUCCAGUGAGUAUUCAAAAGUCCCAUAUUCACACAUGUGGUCUAUGAGGUUGAGGUUAUUCUAAUUUGUCCCUUGAGAUUCAUUUAUAAUGUUGCACAUAUCAACCACAGUGUGAUGUCACUAUAAGAAGGAAGAGAAAAUGAGUCUUGUUGGCAGCUUGAUUUCAAUAAAAGAUUGUUUUGCAGUGAGGAGGAUUUUUUGAAGUCUGAAACUGAAAAAGCUAGAGAAGAGGAUGACCAAACAAUCCAUAGAACAAAAAAUCUGUAUUCCAUAUUAAAAAAAAAAAAAAAAUACUAAAGUCUUAAAGAUUUAUUUUUAGCAUUUUUACAAUAGGACAGUAAAGACUGACAGGAAUCAGGCCGCAAAAAGAGGGAGGCAGGAUUGGGAAAGGUCCUCAAGUCAUGACCAAUGUUGCCAAGUCCUGGUUUUCCCGUGGAAUUGGGCUACUUUAACGCUAUUGCCGUGGGUUGUCCACGAGUUGAAGUGACCCUAAUAACCCUGACUGGGGGAACUCCGCCAAAAAACGUGUAUUUUACCCUGUGGAACAGGGGAUCCCCCUUCAAAAUGUGGUUGUGUGGGU